Messenger RNA from Peromyscus californicus insignis, 14796 nucleotides. It is a transcript of the gene Vps13a, whose product is annotated as vacuolar protein sorting 13 homolog A. NCBI's taxonomy places the organism in Eukaryota, Metazoa, Chordata, Mammalia, Rodentia, Cricetidae. Gene Ontology annotation, biological process: autophagy; protein targeting to vacuole; protein retention in Golgi apparatus. Bases 195 to 9707 code for a protein of 3170 amino acids. The record is from RefSeq and is a predicted model, not a curated record. The transcript is spliced from 72 exons. Gene Ontology annotation, cellular component: extrinsic component of membrane.
CCCCCACGCGCAGUCCGAGCUGCGCACGCGUGGUGCGAGCGGCCAGCUUAUUCCUCGGCCGGGCUCGCGGUGUAGCCGAGUGACCCGGCAGCACUGGCACCGCCGCUGGAGCCGGCCGGGAGCCGGUAAGCCGAGUUGUCUCGAGGCAGGAGCAGCGCGGGCACUGCCGCGGGUGCCUUCCGCGGCUGAGGAGAAUGGUCUUCGAGUCGUUGGUCGUGGACGUGCUGAACCGGUUCUUGGGGGACUAUGUGGUGAACCUGGACGGGUCUCAGCUCUCUCUGGGCAUCUGGAAAGGAGCUGUGGCCCUCAAGAACCUUCAAAUUAAAGAAAAUGCAUUGAGUGAACUGGAUGUACCAUUCAAAGUUAAGGUUGGUCAUAUAGGUAGUCUUAAACUUAAAAUUCCAUGGAAAAACCUUUAUACUCAACCAGUUGAAGCUGUUUUGGAAGAAAUCUAUUUACUGAUAGUGCCUUCUUCUAGAAUAAAAUAUGAUCCCAUCAAAGAAGAAAAGCAACUAAUGGAAGCAAAGCAACAGGAACUAAAAAGAAUAGAAGAAGCAAAACAGAAAGUAGUUGAUCAAGAAAAUCCUCUGGAGGAGAAACAGGACACUUUUACAGAAAAAUUAAUUACUCAAAUCAUAAAAAACCUUCAAGUGAAAAUUUCCAAUAUCCAUGUUCGUUAUGAAGAUGAUAUCACAAAUCAAGACAAACCACUCUCAUUUGGUAUUUCCCUUCAAAAUCUCAGCAUGCAGACAACUGAUCAAAACUGGAUUCCAUGUUUACAUGAUGAAACUGAGAAACUAGUUCGGAAGCUAAUCCGGUUAGAUAAUCUCUUUGCUUACUGGAAUCCGAAGUCUCAGAUGUAUUAUCUGAAUGAUUAUGAUGAAUCAUUGGAAGCCUUGAAAAAUGGUAUUGUCAAUGAAAAUAUUGUUCCAGAAGGUUAUGAUUUUGUUUUUCAACCUAUAUCUGCUAAUGCCAAACUUCAGAUGAACCGGCGAUCAGAUUUUGACUUUUCUGACCCCAAAAUAAACCUGGAGGUUGAGUUACAUACCAUAGUGAUUGAGUUUAAUAAACCACAGUAUUUCAGUCUCAUGGAGCUUCUCGAGUCAGUUGACAUGAUGACACAAAACCUGCCAUAUAGAAAAUUCAAGCCCGAUGUGCCUCUUCACUACCAUGCUAAAGAAUGGUGGGCUUAUGCUAUACACGGUAUUCUUGAAGUAAAUGUUUGUCCCCGUUUACGGAUGUGGUCAUGGAAGCAUAUUAGAGACCAUAGACAGAAAAUGAAACAAUAUAGAGAAUUGUAUAAGAAAAAGUUAACAAGUAAGAAGCCAUCUCCUGAAAUUCUCAUGUCUUUGGAGGAGUUGGAGAAAACCUUGGAUGUUUUUAAUAUAACCAUAGCUAGACAACAGUCAGAAGUUGAGGUAAAGAAAGCUGGAUACAAGAUUUACAAAGAAGGAGUAAAAGAUCCAGAGGAUAAUGCAGGAUGGUUUAGCUGGCUGUGGACUUGGUCAGAAUCAAAUGCUAAACAACCACUAGAAGUUAAACCUGGAAUUCUUGAAGAAAUGUUGACACCUGAAGAAAAGGUUUUACUUUAUGAAGCAAUUGGUUAUAGUGAAACAGCAGUUGAUCCAACCUUGCCAAAAACAUUUGAGGCCUCGAAGCUUUUUGUUCACUUGAAAAGUAUGUCUAUUAUUCUGAGAGAAAAUCUCCGAAAGCCAGAGCUGGUAGACAUUGUAGUAGAAGGCCUUAGUACUUUGAUUGUGCAAAGACCAGGAGCACAAGCCAUAAAAUUUGAAACCAAGAUUGAUUCAUUUCAUAUUACUGGUUUACCAGAUAAUUCGAAAAAACCCCACCUACUGUCUUCAUUGGAUGAUAUGUCACUCUUCCAGAUUACAUUUGAAACAAAUCCUUUAGAUGAAACCGUUGCUCAGAGGUGCAUCAUAGAGGCUGAACCUUUAGAGAUAAUUUAUGAUGCAAGGACAGUCAAUAGUAUAGUGGAGUUCUUCAGACCUCCAAAAGAUGUCCACCUAGAACAGCUUACUUCAGCAACUUUGACAAAACUUGAAGAAUUUCGAGAUAAAACAGCAACAGGUUUGCUGUAUAUUAUUGAAACACAGAAAGUUCUUGAUCUCAGAAUUAAUGUGAAGGCUUCCUAUGUUAUUGUCCCACAAUAUGGGAAUUUUAGCCCUACAUCAAAUCUACUUCUCUUGGAUCUUGGUCAUUUAAAGGUGACAAGUAAAAGUCGAUCAAGAUUACCAGAAAUGAAACUAAGUGGGGCCAGCCUUGAAGAGAUAAUGCAUAGAGCUUAUGAUUCUUUUGAUAUUCAGCUUACAAGCAUACAGUUGCUUUACAGUAGAGUGGGUGAUAAUUGGAAAGAAGCUCGAAGGCUCAAUGUAUCUACACAGCAUAUUUUGACACCUAUGCAUGUCAAUAUAGAACUCUCUAAAGCCAUGGUUUUCAUGGAUGUCAAGAUGCCCAAAUUCAAGGUUUCUGGAAAAUUACCUCUUGUUUCGUUACGAAUCUCGGAUAAAAAAUUUCAAGGGAUUAUGGAAUUGUUUGAAAGCAUUCCAAAACCUAAACCCAUAACUGAUCUACCUGCCCCUGCCAAAUCAUUCCAGAUUCAAGCAUCUACUUCUUUGCCAGUAUCACAGAUUUCUCAGAAGUUAAUCCCUUUAUUUGAACAGCCUUCUGUUGCUGAAGACGAUUCAGAGGAGGAAUUUUUUGAUGCACCCUGUAGUCCUUUGGAAGAUUAUCCUCAAAUUCUAUCUAAAUUUAAAAGUUGUGGACCUAAAAAAUUACAAAAGAAAAAUAGUUCAAUGAAUUUAAUUCAACUUAAGAUGCGGUUUGAAGUAGCAGAGGUUUUGAUUCAAUUUUAUCACCUUGUGGGAGACUGUGAACUACCCGUGCUAGAAAUGGGUGUUUUAGGAUUGGGUACAGAAGUUGAGAUUAGAAAAUUUGAUUUGAAAGCAAAUGCCUUUUUGAAGGAGUUCUGGUUAAAAUGUCCAGAAUACUUAGAUGAAAACAAGAAACCAAUUUAUUUGAUCACCACCCUGGAUAACACAAUUGAGGAUUUGUUAACAAUGGAAUUUGUGAGGGCUGAAAAAAAUGCACCCAAUUUGAAAUGUACCUAUAACAAUGUUUUACAACUUAUUAAGGUUAAUUUUUCCUCUCUGGAUAUUCAUUUACACACUGAAGCACUUCUCAAUACAAUGAAUUAUCUUAAUAAUAUCCUGCCACAAUUAGAGCAACAGUCUGCCCCAGUGUCUGCUGCAGAGACUGAAGACAAAGGAGAUAUCAUUAAAAAACUUGCUUUAAAGCUACCCACGAAUGAAGAUAUUAUUACCUUGCAGCUUUUGGCAGAAUUAUCUUGUUUACGGAUUUUUAUUCAGGAUCAGAAACAAAACAUUUCUGAAAUUAAGAUUGAAGGGCUUGAUUCUGAGAUGAUUAUGAAGCCAUUAGUUACUGAAAUAAAUGCAAAACUAAGGAAUAUAAUUGUGUUAGAUUCUGAUAAAAUGGCUGUAUACAAAAAGGCUGUUUAUAUCACUGGAAAAGAAGUUUUCAGCUUCAAAAUGAUUUCUUACAUGGAUGCAACUGCUGGCUCUGCAUACACAGAUAUGAAUGUGGUUGAUGCUCGAGUUAAUUUAACUGUUGGUUGCAUUGAGGUUGUGUUUGUCACAAAAUUUCUAUAUGCUAUAUUGGAUUUUAUAGAUAAUUUUCAAGCAGUUAAAAAUGCCUUGGCUGAAGCAACUGCUCAAGCAGCAGGAAUGGCUGCUGAUGGUGUAAUGGAACUGGCUGCAAGAAGUUCAAGGUUUGCAUUGGAUGUUAACAUAAAAGCUCCUGUUGUGCUCAUCCCACAGUCUCCAGUGUCUCAGAAUGUUUUUGUUGCUGAUUUUGGAUUAAUUACAAUGAAAAAUACAUUUGUUACUGUAAAAGAAACCCAGAGUAAUCUCCCACCUGUAAUUGAUUUGAUAACAAUAAAGUUGAGUGAAAUGAGACUAUACAGGUCUCAGUUUUUUAAUGAUGCAUACCAGGAAGUACUAGACCUGCUACUACCUUUGAACCUGGAAGUGAUUGUUGAACGAAACUUAUCCUGGGAAUGGUACAAGGAAGUUCCUUGUUUUAAUGUAAAAGGCCAGCUAAAACCCAUGGAGUUUAUUCUUAGUCAAGAAGAUUUAACAACCAUCUUUCAAACAUUGUAUGGCAAUAUAUGGUAUGGACGAGAUGAUUAUGCCUCAUCUUCUAGAAGUAACAACCAUGAGAUUGUGACUAGUGGAGCCGCCAGUGUUUCCUGCCAUUCGGGAGCAGCUACUAUGGUGACAGCUGCUGUGGUGGAGGUACACCCACAGGCUUCUCAAGCUAAUACGACAAUUAACGUGAGUUUCAGAACUGAUUAUCUCACUAUGGCACUUUACAGUCCAGGGCCUGAACAGGCCUUCUUUACAGAUGUCCGUGAUCCUUCUCUAAAACUUGCUGAAUUUAAAUUGGAGAAUAUUAUAAGUAGUUUAAAAUUGUAUACAGAUGGCUCUACAUUUUCUUCUUUCUCAUUAAAAAACUGUAUUUUAGAUGAUAAAAGGCCUCAUGUCAUGAAAGCCACUCCUAGAAUGAUAGGACUGACACUUGGGUUUGACAAAAAGGACAUGGUGGAUGUAAAGUAUAGAAGCAUCAGAGAUACUUCUGUGACUGAUGUAGUUGUCCAAGAGAUGUAUGUUUGUGCAAGUGUGGAGUUUCUGAUGACAGUUGCACAUGUCUUUUUUGAUGCCUACACAACUAGUACGGCUUUAGAAACCAGUGUUCAAACAUGGACUACUAAAGAAGCACCUGUACAGGAUUUAGGGAAGUGGGAAAUUAAUAUUCUUAUAAAAAACCCUGAGAUUGUGUUUGUGGCUGACAUGACAAGAAAUGAUGCUCCUGCCUUAGUCAUUACAACACAGUGUGAAAUUUGCUGUAAAGGGGACCCUGAAAGCAAUACAGUGACUGCUGCCAUUAAAGAUCUCCAAGUCAGAGCAUGCCCAUUUCUUCCAGUCAAGAGAAAGGGCAAAAUCACCACUGUUUUGCAGCCUUGUGACUUGUUUUAUCAGGCUACUCAGAUAGGAACAGAUCCACAAAUGAUUGACAUUUCAGUAAAAUCUCUUACACUAAAGGUUUCACCAGUUAUCAUAAAUACCAUAAUAACUGUUACUUCUGCACUUUAUACAACUAAGGAAAGCAUCCCAGAAGAAAACACUUCUUCUAUAACACAUUUAUGGGACAAGAAGGAUACUAAGAAUCUGAAAAUGUGGUUUCUUGAAGAAUCAAAUGAAACAGAAAAAGUAGCUCCCACAAAUGAAUUGAUGCCGGGAGGAGAGACACUGACCUUGAAUGUUGAUUCUAUUUUUAUAGUUCUUGAAGCUGGAGUUGGUCAUAGAACAGUGCCGAUGCUAUUGGCAAAGGCACGCUUGUUUGGGGAAAGCAAAAACUGGAGGACUUUAAUAAACCUCUAUUGUCAGCUUGAACUGGAAGUUCACUAUUAUAAUGAAAUGUUUGGUGUUUGGGAACCUUUACUGGAACCCUUAGAAAUUGAUCAGACUGACGAUUUUAAACCAUGGAAUCUUGGAAUCAAGAUGAAAAAGAAAGCAAAACAGUCCAUUGUUGAGUCAGAUAGUGAAGAAGAAAACUACAAAGUACCAGAAUACAAAACUGCCAUAAUUUUUUAUUCUAAGGACCAAUUAAACAUUACACUAUCCAAAUGUGGCCUUGUGAUGUUAAAUAAUUUAGUCGAGGCAUUUACGGAAGCUGCUACUGGAUCUUCAGCUGUCUUCCUAAGAGAUCUAGCACCGUUUAUGAUUUUAAAUUCUCUUGGACUUACUGUCUCUGUUUUACCAAGUGAUUCUUUUAAUGUACUCAAUGUUCCUAUGGCAAAAUCAUAUGAACUGAAAAAUGAAGAGAGUUUAAGUAUGGAUUAUGUACGAACUAAGGACAGUGAUCAUUUCAAUGCAAUGACCAGCCUAAGCAGCAAACUCUUCUUCAUUCUCCUUACACCUGAUAACCACUCUACUGCUGACAAGAUCCCUUUAACAAAAGUAGGACGGCGCCUGUACACAGUGAGACACAGAGAGUCUGGAGUUGAAAGAUCUAUUGUUUGUCAAAUUGACACAUUUGAAGGAAGUAAGAAGGUAACAAUCCGCUCACCAGUGCAGAUUAAGAAUCAUUUUUCAAUUCCAAUUUCCGUUUUUGAAGGGGAUACUUUAUUGGGAAUUGCCUCACCUGAAAAUGAAUUCAACAUACCAUUAUCAUCUUACCGAUCAUCCCUUUCUUUGAAGCCGGAAGAUGAAGACUACCAGAUGUGUGAAGGAAUUGACUUUGAAGAAAUCAUAAAAUAUGAUGGACAACUUCUAAAGAAGAGAUGUAGAUCUAUACACCCUUCUAAAAAAUCAUUUGUUAUUAAUAUUGUCCCAGAAAAAGAUAAUUUGACUUCUCUGUCAGUGUAUUCAGAAGACGGCUGGGACUUACCAUAUGUAAUGCACUUGUGGCCACCUAUUCUCAUUCGCAAUCUUCUUCCCUACAGAAUUGCUUAUUACUUAGAGGGCAUUGAAAACACAGUUUUUACUCUAAGUGAAGGACAUUCAUCACAGAUUUAUAAUGUUCAAAUGGACAAUGCCAAGCUAUACUUAAAAUUGCUUGACUAUCUUAAUCAUGAUUGGAAAAGUGAAUUUCAAAUAAAAUCUAAUCAACAGGACAUCAAUUUUAUCAACUUUACCUGUCUCACAGAAAUGGAAAAGACUGAUUUGGAUAUUGCAAUCCAUAUGACUUACAAUACUGGUCAGACAAUUGUGGCAUUUCAUAGUCCAUAUUGGAUGGUCAAUAAAACUGAACGAAUGUUACAAUACAAAGCAGAUGGAAUUCACCGAAAACAUCCACCUAAUUAUAAAAAGCCAGUUCUCUUUUCCUUUCAGCCAAAUCAUUUUUUUAACAACAAUAAGGUUCAGCUUAUGGUAACUGAUAGUGAGCUCUCGGAUCAGUUUUCAAUUGAUACUGUUGGUAGUCAUGGAGCCAUUAAAUGCAAAGGCCUGAAAAUGGAAUACCAAGUUGGUGUCACUAUAAACCUCAGCAGUUUUAACAUUACCAGAAUUGUGAUAUUUACUCCUUUUUAUAUGAUUAAAAACAAAAGCAAAUACCGUGUAUCAGUGGCAGAAGAAGGAAGUGAUAAAUGGUUCUCUCUUGACUUAGAGCAGUGUAUCCCCUUUUGGCCUGAGAAUGCCUCCAAUAUUCUUCUUAUUCAAGUUGAAAGGAGUGAAGGUCCUCCCAAAAGGAUACAUUUUAACAAGCAAGACAGUUGUAUUUUAUUGCGUCUGAAUAAUGAGCUUGGAGGAAUUAUUGCAGAAGUUAAUUUGGCUGAGCACUCUACAGUUAUUACGUUUUCAGAUUACCAUGAUGGAGCAGCUACAUUCCUACUAAUAAAUCAUACCAAGAAUGACCUUGUUCAGUACAAGCAAAGUUCUCUCAGUGAAAUAGAAGAUUCCCUUCCUCCUGGAAAAGCGGUUUAUUAUACAUGGGCUGAUCCAGUGGGCUCUAGAAAGCUGAAGUGGAGUUGUGGGCAAAGCCAUGGUGAAGUAACACAUAAGGAUGAUAUGAUGACACCUAUAAGUGUGGGGAAGAAAGUCAUUUAUUUAGUGUCAUUCUUUGAAGGCUUGCAGCGUAUUAUUUUAUUCACUGAAGAUCCAAAAGUGUUUAAAGUAACAUAUGAAAGUGAAAAGGCAGAAUUAGCAGAGCAAGAAAUUGUAUUGGCUUUACAAGAUGUUGGAAUUUCACUUGUCAAUAAUUACACCAAGCAAGAAGUAGCCUAUAUAGGCAUUACAAGUUCUGAUGUGGUUUGGGAAACAAAACCAAAGAAAAAGGCAAGGUGGAGACCAAUGAGUGUAAAACACAAUGAGAAGCUGGAGAAGGAAUUGAAGGAAUACCUGGAGUCUUCACCGUUGGAAGACAAGGUUAUUGAGCUGGACAGUAACAUUCCGGUUCGCUUAACACCUAGUGGCAAUGAUAUGAAAAUUCUGCAACCACAUGAGAUACCUUUACGGAGAAAUUACCUCCCAGCACUAAAAGUAGAAUAUAACACAUCUGCACACCAGUCAUCAUUCAGAAUUCAAAUUUAUAGAAUACAGAUCCAAAACCAGAUUCAUGGUGCUAUUUUUCCUUUCGUGUUUUACCCUGUUAAACCUCCAAAGUCUGUCACCAUGGACUCAGCACCAAAGCCCUUUACAGAUGUUAGUAUUGUCAUGAGAUCUGCAGGACAUUCCCAAAUAUCACGCAUUAAGUAUUUCAAAGUGUUGAUUCAAGAAAUGGAUCUCAGAUUGGAUCUUGGAUUUGUAUAUGCCAUAGCAGAUCUUGUCACAAAAGCCGAGGUGACUGAGACAACAGAGGUUGAAUAUUUUCAUAAAGAUGUAGAAACAUUUGAACAAGAGUAUGAAACAGUUUCAUCAGUAGAUCAAUCUCAAAUCAAUCUCUUUGAAUAUUUUCAUAUAUCUCCUAUCAAGUUGCAUUUGAGUGUUUCACUGAGCUCUGGUAGAGAAGAAGGUAAAGAUUCAGGACAGCGUGGAGGACUAAUUCCUGUUCAUUCUUUAAAUCUUUUACUGAAGAGUAUUGGUGCCACCCUUACAGAUGUACAAGAUGUAGUUUUUAAGCUUGCCUUUUUUGAACUCAAUUACCAGUUCCGUACAACUUCUGAACUGCAAUCUGAAGCAAUAAGACACUAUUCAAAACAGGCUAUUAAGCAAAUGUAUGUGCUCAUUCUUGGACUUGAUGUUUUGGGAAAUCCCUUUGGCUUAAUUAGAGAAUUUUCAGAAGGCGUAGAAGCAUUUUUUUAUGAACCUUACCAGGGGGCCAUCCAGGGGCCUGAAGAGUUUGUGGAGGGAAUGGCGCUAGGACUGAAAGCACUGGUCGGCGGAGCCGUUGGUGGGCUAGCUGGUGCUGCCUCCAAAAUCACCAGUGCUAUGGCGAAAGGGGUAGCAGCCAUGACGAUGGAUGAAGACUACCAGCAGAAGAGAAGAGAAGCAAUGAAUAAGCAGCCAGCUGGCCUUAGAGAAGGCAUCACUCGUGGAGGAAAAGGCCUGGUUUCUGGUUUUGUAAGUGGCAUUACAGGGAUUGUUACAAAACCAAUUAGAGGUGCUCAAAAGGAAGGAGCAGCAGGUUUCUUCAAAGGUGUCGGGAAAGGUUUAGUUGGAGCAGUGGCCAGGCCAACGGGUGGCAUCAUAGACAUGGCCAGCAGUACCUUUCAGGGAAUCAAAAGAGCUACAGAGACUUCUGAAGUGGAAAGUCUGCGACCGCCCCGGUUCUUUAAUGAAGAUGGAGUUAUCCGACCUUACAGACUAAGGGAUGGUACAGGAAAUCAAAUGUUACAGGUCAUGGAAAAUGGAAGAUUUGCAAAAUACAAGUAUUUUACCCAUGUCAUGAUCAAUAAAACAGACAUGUUCAUGAUAACAAGACGUGGUGUGUUGUUUGUGACAAAGGGAACAUUUGGACAGCUUACAUGUGAAUGGCAGUAUAGUUUUGAUGAAUUUACCAAAGAGCCAUUCAUUGUCCAUGGGAGAAGAUUGCGCAUUGAAGCAAAGGAACGGGUGAAAUCUGUAUUCCAUGCCAAAGAAUUUGGAAAAAUAAUUAACUUCAAGACUCCAGAGGAUGCUAGGUGGAUCCUUACAAAGCUGGAAGAAGCAAGAGAACCAUCUCCGAGCCUCUGAAGAGGGAGGCCGCUGCCUGAAGGCACUGCAGUUCAUUCUUACAGUUCUGUGCUGUACCCUCCAACCCUGUGGAGAACAGGAGUCAUUUCAAGGACCCUCUGCUUUUAGAUGCUUUCAAACAAACAAAACAGAGCCAACUGGGUAAACAGCUAUGUGAUUAAAAUACUAGAAGGUCCAUUCAGUUUCCUAAUCUGAAUCAUGCAUAUGGUUAUGAUUCCUAAUAUUUUAUAAAAAGAAGUAUUUACUCCAGGAUAGUCUCAGUAGUGUAGAGAGAUUGCUCACAGUCUUCAUGUCAAACAAAAUGUAGUUUCCCAGUUAACGUUGUAAACUUCUCUCAUAGUUACUUUGUCUCCCUGAGGAGUGGAAAAUGAUCAGAUUAAGCACUGCCUCAGUAAUGACAUGAAAACUUUGGUAAUUUCUUCAGAAUCAUGAAGUUCUUUUUACAAAUAAAUAUUUUGGUAUUUUCCUUAUUUUUUUAAAAAAAUGAUUUGGUUUAUACUAAUAUGCAAAGUGUAACUGUGAAAAACAAUCUUUUUUGAGAUUGGACAUAAUAUCCCUUAGAUCCCUUAAAAACUGAGUAUCAUACCCAAAAAGGUAAAGUCCCUCCAGAUCUUUAAAGCCUUGGAAAUACUUUCUCAGGGGAACUCCAUGGAUUUACCCACUUUGUGUUGUUAAUAGACGGUUGUUUUCAAAGGAAAAAAUUAAAGCCUUAAUAAUGCUUACCUUCUGUUUACUGGUAACAGGAAUUUAAAAAUACAAAAAACAAAAACUCUUUCCAACAUCUAAGCUCUAAUAAGUUAUGUUCUAGAAUAAACAGCUUCUGUCAUGAGUUAAAGUGCAAACCCUAAAAUCUAACCAGUAACCAUUCCUAUUGCUUUGGAUUAAGAAUUUCAGGUUUGCCUACUUUAUAGUUAUUCAGGUGAGAAACACUUACUUAAAAAUGCAGGCUCAUCACUACAAAAAUUCUCAACUCCAUCAUAGUAAAAAAAUAAGGUUAAAGGUUUUUUUCCCUUUGGAUUUUGUCCAAGAUCUUUGCUCUUUACUAUCAAAGGACUAUUUAAAGUGAAACAGAAUGAAUGUCCAAUUGUGAACUAUUAAACAGAAUGUCUUAAUCGGUUAUUGAAUAACACACAGUGUUCAGUCUAGAUUGUCAUGUUACCAACUUGUUAUAAAGUGUGUUGAAAUCCAAGCGUCUGUUUGGUCACUGGGUGUUUAACCUGCAGGCUUGGUAAGCCUCUUGCUUUGCUGUAAGAGCUGGAAUGAACAGCAUGCCAGACUGUGGCUGCAGUUGUUGCUGCCCAAAUCCUGCUCAUGUUACCAUCUGAUUACAGAUUGUAUUGGUGGAGUCUCCCAAAAUGCUUUCUCUGCUAAACAUAAAUUGAAUCAAAAGAUGACACAUCUUUAAUUGUUGUGGUUGUGUAUCCCCAAGAUGACCUUUCUUCAAGGUAAAGUACAAGUUUUCUCUGUUGCUGAGCCCCUCCAAGUUUGCAGAUUAAACCUGUGAAGAGAGGUAGUUAGAAGGGCUGGAGAGAUGGCACAGUGGUUAAGAGCACUAGCUGCCCUUCCAGAGGACCUGGGUUCAAUUCCCAGCACCCACGUGGCAGCUCACACCUGUCUGUAACUCAGUUCCAGGGAAUCUGACACCCUCACACCAGUGCACAUAAAAUUAAAUAAAUUCUUUUUUAAAAAAAAUAGAAGGUUGGUAUCAUCUCCUUAUCUGGAAUGUUGCUUUCCUAGCAUCCCAGUCACUGCCAACAGUUAAAUACCUCAUUAGUUACUUCUUUCAUGAGUUCUGAAAAAUUAGAUUCAUAACUCCCCAAGUGUGCCAUGAUAAAGUGCAAAAGUAAUAGCUAGUAUAGCAAUUCUGUAUCUUCUGGCAGCCAGCAGGAUGUGUUUUAUUACUAGUGCACACACAUAGCUAAUGUGCCUGUCCUCCUUGUUCCUGUAUCAGUAAAAACUGAGAAAUAGCUCUUGUUCUUUAUGAAUCAGGUAUCUAUCACCUCCUCCAAUCACUCUCCCUGUGCAGUAGAAAGACACAGGUUGUUCUAGGAUAAUGUAUCUAAACAAUGAAAACUAGGAACAUUAACUACCAUUAACAUAGAUGAGGCACUAGCAUAACGUUUUAUAAUUUACAGUUACAUGUUUGAUUCUGUAGUCUUUUUCAGAAUCCAGAAUCUUUUGAGAAGAAUCAUCCAGGAACCAUAGUGUUCAGAUUCCUCCAGUAGCUUUGCUUUCACAGUGUUUAGGGGAGCGUCCUUCCCUAGCAUCUGGUGUCUUGGGGUUUUCCAUGAUCUCUAUCAUAAUCCUAUCCCUUUUUUUCUGAUAUGUAGUAGCAGUAGUAUCCCGGUAUCAAUUCCUACCAAGUUUUACAAAACAAGAAAAUACUCAACACUGAAUUUCCUGUUCUUUGGUAUCACCAUGUUGGCUCAUUCUUUAGCCUAUCCCAUUCGUUCCCUUGUAUAGGCCUCUGCAUUAAAAAGAUCAAAUCAAAAGGCAUAUGCCAUAUGUACUUAGAGGUGUCUGAAGCUAUCAGAUCUGCCUGUUAUCUCGGAUGCAACUGAAAUCCUCAGUGGCAGUGUUUUUAAAUUAUAGGUCUUAACCAGUGGAUCAUGAAAUCAGUUUAAUAGCUAAAGAUAACCAUAUUUUAAAAAUGGAAUAGUAAAGAAAUACAGGAACAAGAGAACACAUAAGAACAAAUGUUCGCCGGGCGGUGGUGGCGCACACCUUUAAUCCCAGAACUCGGGAGGCAGAGGCAGGCAGAUCUCUGUGAGUUCAAGGUCAGCCUGGUCUACAGAGCUAGUUCCAGGACAGUAAGGACUGUUAACACAGAGAAACCUUGUCAUGGAAGAAGGAAAAAAAAAAAGAACAAAUGUUCUGUUUAUAACUUAAAAUGUUAUCACUUUGUAGUGUUAGAUUUUAAAAAAUGAAUAAAAAGCCUAAAAGACUAGAGCUAUCCAUAAGUGCUGGAACUGUGGCCAUGAUCAGGGUUCUUCCUGGAAGCAGGGUGGUUUGGUUGUAUGUUUCUUAGGUAAUGAAGAGCAGACUCAGAGCACAGUGGUCAUCUUUAGGAUGAGAAGUCAGGAGAGCUUGUUCUAGUGUAUGAAAUGUUUUACUUCCCUUUCCUCAUAGACUAUCGAUGGAACCAGAAAAGGGAUAGAAAAUUAACUCAGGCAGAUGACAUACAAAAAGACCACAGGCUGUGGUAGAGCCCCCUCACUGUAGGGCAUCUUACUCUCAUCGACCUUCUAUCUGGCUCCUGCAGGUGGCGAAGAUCCUGAAAAACAGGUAGCUAACAAUGUAAGGGGCAUUAUUGUAGAGCCAGAAUACUCACCUGCUGAGGGUACCAUACAAAUAAAUAUCAGUACAUUUUUAACUAAAAAUACUGCAUUUCCUCAUUUCCAUAAGACCCAAGUAGAAAAGGAAGACUUGCAUUUCUUAUAUCAGAUUCAGUGGAUCCAAACUCAUCAGUCUGAUUUCUGUUGGUGCUGCAUAGAAUCACUUACCAGUCCUCACUCUAGAAAAGAACCCUUUGUCCUCUGCCUAAUCCUUUGGGUAUAUUUUUGAAGUUUAUACUUCAUUGUUAAUGCUAACCCGCUUGUGUUUUUUAUGAUCUGUUGUGUGUAGUGUGGAGGGGUGAGCAUUAUACCCAAUAGCAUGACUUUCCCCACUGACCUAGAAGGUGGUGCCUUGCUAAAUGAGAAGGGGCUGUGUCUUACUCAGAAGCCCUGCUAAUGUUGCUUUAAUUAAAACCUUUUCUACUUUAUUGCUUCUUUUGUAAAAUAAUCUUGUGUCAUUUCAAAGUAUUUUUACUUUAGCAUUAUGGGUUCUUGAUUUUUUCUUUUUAAGCUUUAUAGCAUUUUUUUUUUUUUUUUUUUUUUUUUGGUUUUUCGAGACAGGGUUUCUCUGUGUAGCUUUGCGCCUUUUCCUGGAACUCACUUGGUAGCCCAGGCUGGCCUCGAACUCACAGAGAUCCACCUGGCUCUGCCUCCCGAGUGCUGGGAUUAAAGGCGUGCGCCACCACCACCCGGCUUAUAGCAUUUUUUAAAAGAGAAAAAUUCAAGUUACCCAAAGCUUGACACAUAAAAAAUGUAACUUCAGAUUUUAUAGGUCGAUAUGAGUAUUUUUUAAAACUUGUUUUUUAUAGAAAUAUAAAUGUGAGUUGUAGUUUAAAACCUGCUGUGAUCCAUAUCAAAUUGCCUUCAAUCUGUCAUUGAACAUACUUCUGUGAUAGCAGUGCUUUCUUCUAGUAAAUCUUUGUAAUGAGGACCCUCAUGAGGCUAUUAAAAUAAAAAUAUCUAAUGAUUACAAGUGUUACCUACAGCAGAGCAUGAUAAAAAGCCUCAAUGUUUAUAAUGUCAUCAUACCAUCAUUAUCUAGUUGACUAUUCAAAAGUUUCCCAUAUCUGGGCAGAAAAACAUUUCAAAAAGCAACAUUCUAUAGCUUAGAAUAGACUAUUCUUAGUAUCAGUGAUAAUACACUCAAGCCCACCAAUAAUUAUAAAUUAUAUUUAGAACUUGUUAGAGCGCACAUGUAUAAAUUUUUUAAAUGGUCAUCUCUGUAUACAAGUGUGUUACAAUGAAUGAAAUUGUUGGAGAAGGUAUUCUUUAAAAAUACCUCUUCUUCCUAGUUUUUCAAUUGUGCAUUUCCAUUUUUAUGAACUGUCCAGACUAGUGUCGUAACUAUUUUUAUAUUGACUUAAUAGCCUGUACUUCUUUGGAAUGUUUAUUAUUUGGUGAAAACAUGGCCAUUGGUUACUAUGGGUUUUAAAAGUAUUCCUCAUUGCAUCACUAGUUCCUUCACUUUUCUAUUCCUUAUAUCUCUUAUCUGUGAACAUGACCUAAUUACCUAUUACACAGUGGUUGCCUUAGUUUUGUGUGUUUUGAUAUAAAUAGUCUAUAAACACAGGCAUUUCAAAUGUGGUUCUUACUCUUAAAACUGAUCUUAGUCUUCUUCUUCCUAAAAAUUGGCUGGAAAUACUAACACUUGAAAUGGUACUUAUUUCUUGGAGGUGGUAGAUUUCGAUUGCAUGCUAAAAUGGCUACCCAGUUUAACCAUAUGUGAGUCCAAUAAAGCUUUCCUGUCUUCGGUC